Messenger RNA from Indicator indicator, 1370 nucleotides. It is a transcript of the gene ENTPD6, whose product is annotated as ectonucleoside triphosphate diphosphohydrolase 6. The coding region runs from base 24 to 1364 and encodes 446 amino acids. Gene Ontology annotation, biological process: nucleoside diphosphate catabolic process. Gene Ontology annotation, cellular component: Golgi apparatus; membrane. The transcript is spliced from 13 exons. Gene Ontology annotation, molecular function: GDP phosphatase activity; UDP phosphatase activity. The record is from RefSeq and is a predicted model, not a curated record. NCBI's taxonomy places the organism in Eukaryota, Metazoa, Chordata, Aves, Piciformes, Indicatoridae.
GGAAGAAACAAAACGUCUGAUAAAUGGAAGCCAUGAAGAUAUCAAAGCGUUUCUUUGCUUUUGGGAUUUUGGCAUGCAUAGCUAUUUAUGUUGCCUACAUCAAAUGGCACUUGGAUUCCAAACCUCUCGUGGCAGCAACAGAAGGAUUGGUUGAAAGGAGGGGAGACAAACUGAGCCAGCCGGCGCUGACCGCGGGGCUGGCGGUCUUCUACGGGAUUAUGUUCGAUGCAGGAAGCACAGGAACUCGCAUCCAUAUUUUUAAGUUUACACAGCAGCCAAAAGAGACUCCCAAAUUAACCCAUGAAACAUUUAAAGCACUGAAGCCAGGUCUGUCUGCAUAUGCUGAUGAUGUCGAGAAGAGUGGCCAGGGAAUAAAAGAUCUCUUGGAGGUGGCGAAGAAGGAAGUUCCUGUGGAGCUGUGGAAGUUUACUCCUCUGGUUCUGAAGGCCACAGCUGGCCUACGGUUGCUGCCAGGAGAGAAAGCUCAGAAGCUGCUGGAUAAGCUUUUAUUUGAACUACAGGUGAAGGAGAUUUUUCAGGCCUCCCCCUUCUUCGUGAGGGACAACUGUGUGUCAAUCAUGAAUGGAACUGAUGAAGGUGUUUCAGCCUGGAUCACAAUAAAUUUUUUAACAGGCAGCCUAGAUGAUCCACAGAAGAGAAGUGUGGGGAUGCUGGAUUUGGGUGGUGGAUCAACACAGAUCACCUUCCUUCCACGCACGGAGGCAACUCUGCAGACAUCACCAGCUGGCCACACGACUUCAUUUCAGAUGUUUAACCACACCUACAAGCUGUAUUCCUACAGUUACUUGGGACUCGGGCUGAUGUCAGCAAGGCUUGCCAUUUUAGGAGGAGUUGAGGGAAAACCCUCAGGAGAAGGGGAGGAAUUGAUCAGCCCUUGUUUACCACCUGGCUUCAAAUCUGAGUGGCAGCAUGCUGAGAUAGUGUACAAAAUUAAAGGACAGAAGGCAGGUGAGCCUCUGUAUGAGUCAUGUUCUAACAAAGUUGCAAAGAUGCUCUAUAAAAAAGUCCAUAGAGCUGAGGAAGUGAAGGACUUGGAUUUUUACACUUUCUCCUACUACUACGACCGUGCAGCAGAGGUUGGUCUCAUAGAUAAAGAAAAAGGAGGAAGCUUGACUGUUGGUGAUUUUGAAAUUGCAGCUAAAUAUGUGUGCAAGACGAUGGAAAUCAGCCCUGGAAGCAGCCCUUUUCUCUGCAUGGACCUCACAUACAUCACCUUCCUCCUGCAAGAACUUGGCUUCCCGAAGAGCCAAGUCUUUAAGCUUGCCCGGAAGAUUGACAACGUUGAAACGAGCUGGGCGUUGGGAGCCACCUUCCACUACAUUGACUCACUCAAUAGGUACUAAAGCUCC